This is a messenger RNA of Closterium sp. Yama58-4, 375 nucleotides long. The record is from the annotation of a GenBank genome assembly. NCBI's taxonomy places the organism in Eukaryota, Viridiplantae, Streptophyta, Zygnematophyceae, Desmidiales, Closteriaceae.
AUGAGCCAGCUUCGGACGGAUCGUCAUACCUUUAUCGUCUCUCCAGCUGCGCGGAUAAACGCCGAUGCUGCAUUUCACUUCCACACCACGCACUCCCCUGCCUGCAUUCACCAACUUGUGACGGAUAGAGCAUCGUAUCCGGCAGAAGGUGACUCAGGCGAUACCGAUGAUGAUAAGAGGGAUGAUGAUGAGGGUGAGGACGAAGAGGGGGAAAAUGAGGAUGAUGACGAUGAUGAUGAGGGGCGUGGCUGCAAGGCCGUGGCAUCAAAAUCGAGAUGUGGGGAGGCAGGCGGCCAUCGCAGCAGGCACUUUGAUGAGGCGUCGACGAGUGCCGUCGAUGCUAUACGCUCCAAGGCAGACCGAGUGGUGUCCUGA